GCUGUGUGCUCCCUUUACGCCUCGAGCCGCCUCUUCGACACGCCUAGGCGCGCCCGCACCGGCUCGGCAUGGCCUCCGCAUCCUGUCUGCCCACCCCGACAGCCUCGACCUCCCAGCAGUACACUCUGUCCGCCGCGAGCCAGCUCCCGGCAGCCUCGACCGCGGCAUCCACCUCGUUCGUCCGCCGCAACGGUUCGCAACUCGCUCUUGACGGCGCCGAGUUCAACGUCGUGGGUCCCAACGUCUACUGGCUUGGCCUCGACGAGAAUGUCGACCCCUCGCCGUCGUACCCGUCCAAGGGCAGGGUCCUCGAGGCCAUGGCGGUAGCGUCGGCUAUGGGCGCCACCACCAUCCGCUCAACCUCGCUUGGUGUCUCGUUCGGCACGGGCCUGUCCAUCGAGAACGCGCUCGGCCAGUUCAAGCCCGAGGGCGACCCGGCAUGGGACGCGAUCGACUUUGCGCUUCUCGCGGCGAGGUCGUACGGCCUGCGGCUCGUCAUUCCGCUCACCGACCAGUACGACUACUACCAUGGCGGUAUCCCGACCUUUCUGCGCUGGCGCAACCUCUCGUCGACCGACUUUUCGCCCUUCUACGACCUCAACUCGCCGACCUGCGGCGACUUUGCGCUCUAUGUCCGCACUCUGCUCAACCACACGUCGCCCUACACCAACCUCACCAUGGCGACCGACCCGACCGUGCUCGCGUUCGAGACCGGCAACGAGCUCGGUGGCUGGACGGGCGACGACUAUCCGCCGCCGGCCGAGUGGACGACGGCCGUCGCGCAGCUGCUGCACGAGCUCGCGCCCGACACGCUCGUCCUCAGCGGGUCGUACGGCGUGCGCAAGGACGAGCUCGAGAUUGCAGGCGUCGACAUGGUGUCCGACCACUUCUACCCGCCCUCGCUCUACCGCCUCUCGUCCUCGGCCUCGCUCGCCGCCUCGGCGCAAAAGCCCUUCCUUAUCGGCGAGUACGACUGGACCAACCGGUACUACGUCGGCUGGCGCUGGGCGUGGUUCCUCCUCGUCCUGCCCGCCGUCCUGAGCGCCCUCCUGUACCUCACGCCGAGGCGAUGGUGGCCCUUGCGCACGACGCUGCGAGGCGUCGUGACGUGCGGGUGCUGCUGCGCGAGGCGGCGGCAGAGGAGGAAGCGGGCGAGGGCGGCGGUCGAGGACGAGGCAGGGAGGGACGAGGCGGUGCGGCUCUCGAUGGCGUCGAGGGGCCCAUCGACGCCGCCGCCGUCGUACGACCAUCCGCUCGACCACGAUGCACUGUCGACCGACAAGUCGCUGUUCGCCUCGACGUCGUCCGCCGACUUGCCCAUCCUGCCCGCCUCGACCUCCUCCCCCAGCACGACCUUCCCGCCCUCGCGCCGGCCGCCAACUCGAUCGUCCUCCUCUCUCCUCGACCGCCCAUUCCCUAUCUACCGGUGGCACGUUGCCCUCGCCCUGUUCGUCAUCCUCGUCCCGCUCCUCGCCCCGCUCCUCCACCUCUUCGUCCCGACCCAGAUCUCGGCCUUCCUCUCGCGCUCGGCGGCGCUCGCCGCGCGCGACCCGCCGCACGCCGUCGGCGACCUGUACUGGUCCCUGUUCGGCCGCGACGACGCGUGCUGCGCGUACGUGCCGCACGGCGACGGGUACACGCUGCACUACCCUUCGGCGCCGGGUCCGAGCGGCGGCGCGGCGGGCAUGGGCAGCGGCGACGCGGUGGCGCAGCUCGCGAGGCACGCGUGGGAGGUCAGGGGCGAGAGGCCGUACUGGCUCGAGGAGGGGAGGAGCAUCGGCGACGUGCGAGGGUGGAGGGACCUGCCCGUCGUCGCGUGCCCGCAGGAGGGGCUGCGGCUCGCGAAUGGGACGGUCGUGGGAGGGAGCACGAGUUCGUAG
This is a messenger RNA of Rhodotorula graminis WP1, 1880 nucleotides long. Its product is annotated as glycoside hydrolase family 5 protein. The transcript has 8 exons. Bases 69 to 1880 code for a protein of 603 amino acids. The record is from RefSeq and is a predicted model, not a curated record. Lineage: Eukaryota; Fungi; Basidiomycota; Microbotryomycetes; Sporidiobolales; Sporidiobolaceae. Gene Ontology annotation, molecular function: hydrolase activity, hydrolyzing O-glycosyl compounds.